Selaginella moellendorffii is the source of this 1777-nucleotide messenger RNA. RefSeq lists its product as uncharacterized. The record is from RefSeq and is a predicted model, not a curated record. Gene Ontology annotation, molecular function: nucleic acid binding; zinc ion binding. Lineage: Eukaryota; Viridiplantae; Streptophyta; Lycopodiopsida; Selaginellales; Selaginellaceae. Bases 1018 to 1530 code for a protein of 170 amino acids. The transcript has 2 exons.
CUCAGUUGGAGAUGUACGCUUUCUCAUGACAUGAGAAGGAGUUGCCACCUCAUAGAUCCACGUUGGCUGGAGUUGAGUAGAUCAGAGCCACAUUGUCCACGCUAUGUUUUGACACUCUUGAGACUGUCAUGUUCAGGACGGCCUCCAUGGACAUGCAAGCCACCUCUAUAUGAGCCAUGACUACAGCGCUCUAGGCUCGCCUCUGUCCCACCGUCAUAGAUUUUGUUUUAGUGCAGACAGGGUGUGACUGGCGGAGUCUUCUAGAUCCUUUUGGGUAUGUCCUUGAGAGCGUUCCUGGCUGAAAGAUCCAGCUCUCUCUCCUCGCCACCAAGGCACUGGCGAUAGCUUCGAAGGUAGUAAACGCAGCUGCGAUUGCAAGAGCAUGUAGGAAUAAUGAUGAACACGACAAGUAAAACGAUUCAUAUCAGAAGCAGUCCGAAUUGUGAUCAGAUCUCUGGUGAUUUCCGAUUUGAUUGAAGUUGUAUAUAUAUACAGCCAUAUAUGAAUCAAUGGGUGGGUUGAAGUGAAAUCCAUUCUUCUUGCUCCGCUUUUCUUUCAUGGUAUCAGAGCUCAGUUUCUGAACUCUUUCUUCUCCUUUCUUUGUGCCUCACAUCAUGAGCUGCAGCAAAGUUGGAUUGAUCUUGCUUCAGGGAGUCACUGCCUUUGAUGGGAGGAGAGGGUUCAACACCUGGUCUGAGAAAAUGAUGCGCAUGCUGCAGAUGGAAGAACUCUGGGAAAUCGUUUCACCACCGACAAUCGCUGCAGAUGCUCGUAUGCGGCAAGCCCCUGCUGCAUUGGGAGCUUCAACUUCGGUGGAAGGAGAAGUCGUGGAUGAAGAGGCAAUUCGUGCCUUUGUUGCAGCAGCUUGACAACAGCUUGAUCCAGGGGAACAAGCUGCGCUGGAGAAGAAGGAAUCUCGAGCAAAAGGAUUGAUUCUUUCUAAGCUUGCAGAUGCCCUUAUGAUGCGUUUGCGUCAUAAGAGUGCUUGUGAGAUCUGGGCUCAUCUCCACAACAAGUAUGCUGUUCUUUCCCUCUCCAAGAUCAGCACGGUCGAGACUUGCAUUCAUGAGACCCAUUUUCAUCCAGGCGAGAACUUUGAAGAGUUCCUCGCCAAGAUGCAAGAUUUGUGGAUGGAGCUUGAAGGCAGUCCAGCGGCGUUCAACGAAAGCAAGAAAGUUCUGGCACUUUGCGAGGCCAUGCAAGAUUCUUCUUUUAGUUCUUGCAUCCCACACAUAUCAUCGAGGCAGAGGAGGCCGCGGAAGAGGAGGACAAGGCAGAGGUUGCGGGUUUAGGGGAAAUCCGCAGCAGCAGCAGAAUUCAGGGAAUUCUGGUAAAGAAGCAGUAGUUCGGGAUUGUUUUGUGGGCAAGAACAAACAGGAAUGCUGGACCUGUGGGAUGCCAGGACACUACUCCAAGGAUUGCCUAGUUGCAGCUUGGCUGCAACGCAUGAACAUAGGGCUCGCAGCAAAUGCUCAGGAAGGGGAAACACGGGAACUUGCGGCAUCAUCUGAGGUUCAGAGAGACACCUGAUGCAAAGCGGGUCGAACUUUGUGCAGUUGCGUACUGCAAAAGGGAAGUGCAUUCGUGUGGGAGAUAGAAGCAUUUUACCUAUUUGCACAACUGGGGAUGUGCGAGUUCCACUGGGAAGAAAGUCUUUGCUCUUGAAGAAUGCAUAGUAUGUUCCAAAGAUAGUGAAGAAUCUGAUUUUUGUAGCCAAGCUUACGGAUGAAGGUCUGGAUGUGAAUUUCUCCAAACAUCAAUGUCAAGUUCUUGCAAA